AUACCCCACAUACUGGAAAGCAGAACAGAGUCCCCAAUACUACACAAUCAAUUAGAUUCAGAGCAAUGGAUGUUCUCAGAUUCACCUCAAACCUUAGCACCACUACCAUGCUUCCAAUCUCAAAAAAACAUGAAACACAACCUCCUCGUAUAAGGUUUUCUGUUUCAUGCAGAGCCACGAAACAGCAGGCAUGUGUGGAGGAGAACUUGUACAAGGUACUGAGUUUGAGUCCCAUGAGUGCAACCACAGAUGACAUAAAGAAAGCGUACAGAUCAAUGGCUCUUCAGUACCACCCCGACGUCUGCCAUGACGGUUCCAAGAAAGAAGAGUUGACCAGGAUGUUUGUGCAGCUCAACGCCGCCUACACCACCUUGUCCAACCCACAGCUUCGAGCGGAUUAUGAUUAUGAGUUGGGUUUGAGAAGCGAGAAAAGUGUUGGUGAUGAGAGUUGGAGAUGUAGGUGGCAGGAGCAGGUGGUUGAGUUGAAGAGAAGGUCUCACACGCGUAUGGCACAGAGGAACGGAUCCUGGGGCUCUAGAGUCAGAGCACGAAACAUGAACUGAAAGCAAACAUCUGAAUGAACCACUUCAAAAUCUCAGAUAGUUUUGGAUUAGCUUGUGUUUUUAUUUCGAUGAAUAUCUGUAAUAUGUAGUUCAGUUUUUCAAUACUACAAAUUACGCAGGAUUAGUUCAACUGCAGUCGUUGAUGUAUGUAUAAUAAUUUCUCUGUAGUAAUUCCAUUUUUCUCGCUACUUCCUCA
Messenger RNA from Vigna radiata var. radiata (mung bean), 759 nucleotides. RefSeq names its product chaperone protein dnaJ 20, chloroplastic-like. The transcript has a single exon. The coding region runs from base 66 to 563 and encodes 165 amino acids. Lineage: Eukaryota; Viridiplantae; Streptophyta; Magnoliopsida; Fabales; Fabaceae. Gene Ontology annotation, cellular component: chloroplast. The record is from RefSeq and is a predicted model, not a curated record.